AUGUCUGAGUGCAGGAAUGAAGAUCCAUCCUCUCGUCCCAGUUUCUCUGAGUUGAUUGAUCGACUGGAGGUGAUCAUGACGAGGGAUGUACCAUAUUGUGACUUGGACAAGCAUGAUGAGUCACGCUCCUACCACAACGUGCCCGUUAACGCUGAUGAACACAGCGGGUUUAUACAAGUGGACGCUAUGAACAACGUAGAAGACAUUUUACAAGCCAUCUCUGUUGGCUUGUUUGUUGGUAUUUUUCUUCUCAACACUGGUCGUGGUCUAAAUGCCAUCGAAGUCUGCAAAAAUUGUUUGAUCUUUCUGAAUAAUGAGGUAUUGAAUAAAGAGGAACAAACUGUUUAUUUACUCAAAAUUGUUAUCUAUCAAACAAUCUUCAAGGCGUAUUGUCUAAUCCCUGAUUACACAAAUGCCAUAAGAAACGGUAGGAAACUUCUUGACAUUUACCGCGAGUACGGUAAAACAACCCAAGAAGGAAAUCUUACGGCGACACUGGCUAACAUACAUGAAAAGCAAUCUAAAUACGCAGAAGCGAAAACCCUGUAUCACAGAGCGAUGAAUAUCAUGAGAGAAACAGGCAAUAGGAAAGGAGAAUCAGAUGUUUACGGAAAACUUGGAGCCAUGUUUUAUCGUCGCGGUGAAUAUGGCAAAGCUAAAGAUUACAUCGAGAAAGCACUUGCGAUCACAAUAAAAAUUGGUGACACAGCAGGAAGAGUAAGAUGUUACAAUAACUUAGCAACUGUGUUUCGAUCUGUUGGUGAAUAUGAAGAAGCUAAAAACUAUCUUGAGAAAGCACUUGCAAUCGCAAUAGAAAUUGAAGACAGAGCACUAGAAGCAGGCUGCUAUGGGAACUUAGGAACUGUCUUUCGAUUUCUUGCUGAAUAUGACAAAGCUAAAGAAUAUCUCAACAAAGCACUUGUAAUCAGAAUACAAAUUGCUAAAGAAUAUCUUGGAAAAGCCCUUGACAUCAACAUGCAAAUUGGUGACAUAGGAGAAAAAGCAAGGUGUUACGGAAACUUAGGAAAUGUGUUUCAAGAUCUUGGUGAAUAUGACAAAGCUAAAGAACAUUUUGAGAAAGCACUUGCCAUCAGACUCAAAAUUGGUGACAAAAAGGGAGAAGCAGUAGACUACGGAAACUUAGGAACUGUGUUUCAAGCUCUUGCCGAGCAUGAUAAAGCGAAGGAAUAUUUUGAGAAAGCACUUGCAAUCAGAAUACAAAUUGAUGACAUUGCAGGACAAGCCAGCUGUCUCGGAAAGUUGGGAACUCUGUUUAAAUCAGUUCGUGAAUAUAACAAAGCUAAAGAAUAUCUUGAGAAAGCACUCGCCAUCAGAAUACAGAUUGGUGAUAGAAAAGGAGAAGCAAGCUGUUACGGAAAUUUAGGAACUGUCUUUCAAUAUCUUGGUGACUACGAAAAAGCUGAAGAAUAUCUUGAGAAAGCACUUGCCAUAAGAAUACAAAUUGGUGAUAGAAAAGGAGAAGCAAGUUGUUACGGAAACUUAGGAACUGUCUUUCAAUCUCUUGGUAAAUAUGACAAAGCUAAAGAAUAUGUUGAGAAGGCACUUUCGAUAAGCGUAGUAAUUGGUGACCGACGAGGAGAAGCGGAAGAUAACGGAACCUUAGGAGUAUUGUGUCAAUGUUAUGGUGAAUAUGUCACAGCUGAAGUUUAUAUCGAGAAGGCACUGUCAAUUACCCGAGACAUUGGACACUUAGACAAAGAGUUUCAAUUACUUGGUUUUCUUGCAUUGGUGAAGUUAUGCCAAGACAAGAUCCAGGAGGUGUUUGAUUGUCUGGUUCAUUGUAUGAGCAAAAGCGAGUCUUUGUGUACUUUCUUAAGAAACAACGACGAUUUUAAGAUUUCGUUUUCAGAUGCUCGUGAUCUUCCCUACCGACGUCUCAGUCAACUCUUUUGUUUUACGGCAAAUCCGAAUCCUGCCCUUUACGUUUUAGAGCUAGCACGGGCUAGAGCGUUAGCAGACUUGAUGGCAUCUCAGUACUCUGUGAAAAGGCAAAUCUCAGCUGAUCGGCAAUCGUGGAUUGGUAUUGAAAAUGUUAUGAAAAACGAAGGUAACUCUAUUGCUCUGUACAUAGCUUAUUAUGACCAGCAUCUGUUUUUCUGGGUUAUCAUGACAAGUGGAAUCAUUAACUUUCGAAGAAUAACAGUAGACGAAAAACUACUUGGUGCCGGAUUAGUUGCCAAUUUAGAUGGCUUUUUCGCUAAAAGCUUUCGAAGCUUUGGUAUUUUGCCUCAAGGAGAUUGUGAGGAUCGAUCUUCAAAUGAAAGUGAGCUCAACCCUUAUUCCUCUCAGGAAGAGACCCUCGCCACUUUGCGACAAGGAAAGGAUAAAGAUAAUCCCGAACUGAAUCUGACUUUGUUCUACAAUAUGAUCAUUGCUCCUGUGGCUGACUUACUUGAGGGACCCGAGAUCAUCAUUGUUCCUGAACCCUGCUUGUACCAUGUUCCAUUUCCAGCUAUACUUGAUGAAAGUGGAAAGUACUUAUCAGAGACUUUCAGGAUUCGCAUCAUUCCUUCUUUGACGACUCUCAAAUUUAUUCAGGACAGUCCCGCAGGCUAUCACUGUCAGUCUGGUGCUCUGAUCGUGGGUGACCCUGAUGUUGGUGAGGUGCGAUACAAUGAUCGACGAAAAACCUUUACACCAUUGCCUUUUGCAAGAAAGGAAGCAGAGAUGAUUGGGCGACUGCUGGGCGUUCAAGCUUUGUUAGGAGAGCAAGCAACUAAGCAGGCGGUACUUGAACGUUUACAUACAGUAAGUCUUAUACAUUUUGCCGCACAUGGUAGUGCCGAAAGAGGAGAAAUUGUCCUCUCUCCCGUGCGCUCUACUAAUAAGCUUCCUAAAGACGAAGAGUACCUCUUGACGAUGUGUGACAUUUCAAAAGUUCAACUGCGAGCUAAACUGGUGGUACUUAGCUGUUGUCACAGUGGUCGUGGGCAGAUUAGAGCCGAGGGAGUUAUUGGAAUUGCUCGAGCUUUCUUAGGAUCCGGUGCACGUUCAGUUCUGGUAGCACUGUGGGCCUUGAAUGACAAAGCAACAGAAACGUUCAUGAGGUGUUUCUAUGAGCAUCUUUAUCGUGGGGAAAGCGCCAGUGAAUCUCUUCACGAGGCCAUGAAAUGGAUGAGAGGUAACGGCUAGUCUGAAGUGAAGCAGUGGGCACCAUUUAUGCUGAUUUGAGAUAACGUGUCAUUUGAGUUUGCAAAAUAA
This is a messenger RNA of Orbicella faveolata, 3222 nucleotides long. RefSeq lists its product as uncharacterized. Lineage: Eukaryota; Metazoa; Cnidaria; Anthozoa; Scleractinia; Merulinidae. Gene Ontology annotation, molecular function: protein binding. The record is from RefSeq and is a predicted model, not a curated record.